Callorhinchus milii (elephant shark) is the source of this 915-nucleotide messenger RNA. It is a transcript of the gene mnx2b, whose product is annotated as motor neuron and pancreas homeobox 2b. Lineage: Eukaryota; Metazoa; Chordata; Chondrichthyes; Chimaeriformes; Callorhinchidae. The record is from RefSeq and is a predicted model, not a curated record. The transcript is spliced from 3 exons. Gene Ontology annotation, molecular function: DNA-binding transcription factor activity, RNA polymerase II-specific; sequence-specific double-stranded DNA binding. Gene Ontology annotation, cellular component: nucleus. Bases 1 to 915 code for a protein of 304 amino acids. Gene Ontology annotation, biological process: regulation of DNA-templated transcription; spinal cord motor neuron cell fate specification; neuron projection morphogenesis.
AUGGAGAAAUCCAAGAACUUCCGAAUAGACGCGCUGUUGGCCGAGGAGCCCCCGAGCUGCGGGCGAGGGGCGGGGGAGCCGUGCCCCCCGGUGGGGAGCCCGGGCGGGGAGAGCUCAGCGGGCAGCCCUGCCUCCUGCCUGCGGGGGGAGACGCCCUCCCCCCGGGGCGGCCCGGCAGCCCCGCCGGCCCCUGCCCUGCCCAGCGGCAUCAUCCCCAAGCCGGGUCUGCUGCACCUGCACCCCCCGGGGCUCGGGGGGCUGCCCCACGCCGCCCUGCCCGCCAUGUACGGCCACCCCAUGUACAGCUACCCGGCCCUGGGGGCCCCCCACCCCGCCCUGACCUACAGCGCCUUCCCGCAACUGCCCCCCACCCACCCCGACCACCUGAAAGCCAUGACGGCCGCGGGGUCCCUCCACCUGGACCACUGGCUCCGCGCCUCGGCCGCCGGGAUGCUGCUGCCCCGGUUACCGGACUACACAGUGCAGCCACAGUCGGGGCUGAUGGGGAAAUGCCGGCGCCCGCGCACAGCCUUCACCAGCCAACAGCUCCUGGAGCUCGAAAACCAGUUCAAACUCAACAAGUAUCUGUCACGGCCAAAACGCUUUGAAGUGGCCACUUCCCUCAUGCUGACUGAAACUCAGGUGAAAAUCUGGUUCCAGAACAGGCGGAUGAAAUGGAAGCGUAGCCGGAAAGCCAAGGAGCUGGCAGCCCAGGAGGUGGAGAAACAGCGUCCUGGGAAGUACGUGGACAAGGCAGGGAGCGGGGAGAGCAGGCCGGAGUCCCAGAGCCCCAACUUCCACACCCACACCCCGGACUUUCACAAACACAGCCCUGAGCUUCCCUACAGCUCCAGCACCUCCUGCUCCGAGGACGACAUCAUCCGGAGCGACGGGAAGAUUGUCUCCGCGUUGUGA